Episyrphus balteatus (marmalade hoverfly) is the source of this 1555-nucleotide messenger RNA. RefSeq names its product DNA methyltransferase 1-associated protein 1 (gene DMAP1). Gene Ontology annotation, cellular component: Swr1 complex; nucleus; NuA4 histone acetyltransferase complex. The transcript is spliced from 8 exons. NCBI's taxonomy places the organism in Eukaryota, Metazoa, Arthropoda, Insecta, Diptera, Syrphidae. The coding region runs from base 149 to 1471 and encodes 440 amino acids. Gene Ontology annotation, molecular function: transcription corepressor activity. The record is from RefSeq and is a predicted model, not a curated record. Gene Ontology annotation, biological process: chromatin remodeling; negative regulation of transcription by RNA polymerase II; DNA repair.
AUGUCAUGUUCCUGUCAUCUGCCAAACACAAAAGUAGCGUCUGAAAAUUUUUCUUCAUGAAAAAUAUUUAAUUUUUCUUUAAUUUAUAAAUAAAAUAGAAAAACAUUAAUUUUAAACUAGUUUAAGGUUUAAAAAACAAUCUACCAAAAUGACUACCGAUGUCCGUGAUAUUCUGGACAUGGACCGAGCGAAUACUCCCGAAGUAACUCGGGAUUCAUUUCUCGCUACCAAAAAAAGGAACUUUGAAAAAGUAAAAACAAGUAAACGCCCCGAGGGAAUGCAUAGAGAAGUAUUUGCAUUGCUUUAUAAUGAUAACAAAGAUGCUCCGCCACUUUUACCAACUGACACUGCUCUUGGUAUUGGUUCUGGUUAUAAACAAGCCAAAGCCCGUUUGGGAAUGCGACAAGUUCGCAAAUGGGAAUGGGCACCAUUUAGCAAUCCAGCUCGAACCGAUGGAGCUGUAUUUCAUCAUUGGAAACGUCAAUCUGACGAUGCUCGAGAAUAUCCUUUUGCCAAGUUUAAUAAACAACUCCAAAUCCCUGUUUACACUGUCAGCGAGUACAACACUCAUCUUCGUUCGCAGCCAAAUAAAUGGACAAAAGCACAAACUGAUCAUUUGUUUGAGUUGGCAAAGAGAUUUGAUUUGCGUUUUAUCAUUAUGGCCGAUCGUUGGGAUCAUGUUAGCUUUGGUAUGAAGACUGUUGAGGAUCUUAAAGAGCGUUAUUAUGAAGUUGUUGGGCUUUUGACUAAGGCCAAGGGUACAAAUAGUGACAAGAAAGCUUAUGUUUUCGAUGCCGAUCAUGAGCGCAAAAGGAAAGAACAACUCAAGAAGUUAUUUGAAAGAACCACAAAGCAAGUGGAAGAAGAGCAAAUGUUGUUGAAUGAAUUGAAGAAAAUCGAGGCUAGGAAGAAGGAACGAGAGAGGAAGACACAGGAUCUUCAGAAGCUUAUUUCACAAGCUGAUCAGCAAAGUGAAACCACAUUGACAGACAAAGCGACCAAGAAACAUGAGAAGAAGCUUUAUAAAAAGAAGAUUCACCAUCAACCCAGACCAUCGAAAGUGGACUCGGUUGUAAAUGCAAUUGAAAUCGGUGGCAGUGGCAUUAAGUUUUCCGAUUUGCGUGGCUCUGGAGUUUCCUUACGUUCGCAGAAGAUGAAACUUCCAGCAAAUAUUGGGCAGAGGAAAGUCAAAGCAUUAGAAACUGCUAUUCAAGAGUUUAAAGUUGAUCCUGCUCCUCCACCAACUGAAGAUAUUUGCAACAGCUUCAAUGAAUUGCGAUCUGAUAUGGUGCUUUUGUGUGAGUUGAGAACAGCAUUGGCAACUUGUGUUUAUGAAUUGGAAAGUUUAAAGCAUCAAUAUGAGGCAGCUUGUCCUGGAAAGACUUUGAAUAUUCCCGCCGUAUUGAUUCCACCAGAUAAUUCAUCUCAAGGAGAAAAUUCAACCGAUGGAAUUAGUUUAAGUGGAGCAUAAAGUUUUUUUUAAGAAUCAAUAAAAUUAAUAUUAAUUAUAUAAAAAUAAUAGAAAUUAAAGUUCAAUAAAUUCAUUGGCAUUCGA